Messenger RNA from Durio zibethinus, 2870 nucleotides. The record is from RefSeq and is a predicted model, not a curated record. Lineage: Eukaryota; Viridiplantae; Streptophyta; Magnoliopsida; Malvales; Malvaceae.
UCACAGGAACAAAAAAAAAAAAAAACCUUUUCCUCUACUAUGCAGGAGAAAAUCAUAAAACGUCAAGGUUGCCCGGCAAUGAGUUGACCCGGCAGUAGUCAGCCGUGUUAGAGCUUCGAACGACCCAUUACAUCCUCAUUCUCCCAAAAACUCAGCCAACUUCAUUCACGAACAAUCUCUGUCAGGUAAGAUUUUGCCCCCAUUUUUUGUUCUAGCAUUGGGGUUUAACCAACAUCUACAUUUGCAAAAACCCUAAAUUCCCCCCUUUCUCAAAAAUCAUGGCAAUUGUUUCACUCUCGCGCUUCAUUUCACUCUCAAUUCACCGAAAACCAACCAAAGUUUUCACUUUUCAAUUCAGCACAGCCUCUUAUGUAGACAAAUUCUGCACUCUUUUACAGAAAAAACAAAGCAACGUAGAGAAAACCCUAGCUUUAGUCAAUGCCAAACUGGACUCAAAUUGUGUGUGUCUAGUGUUAGAAAGAUGCUCCUUUGAUAUGUCUCAAAUGGGUCUGAGGUUUUUUAUAUGGGCAGGUCUUCAAUCAAAUUAUAGGCACAGUUCUUAUACGUAUAGCAAAGCUUGUGAAUUUUUGAAAAUUAAGCAAAACCCAUUUCUUGUUUUGGAUGUUAUUGAAGCAUACAAGGUGGAAGAGUGUUUGGUUAAUGUUAAAAUGUUUAAGGUUGUUUUGAAUUUGUGUAGAGAAGCUAGGAUUGCUGAUGAAGCUUUGUCAGUAUUGAGGAAAAUGCCUGAAUUUAAUUUACGUGCGGAUACAACUGCUUACAAUGUGGUUAUCAGAUUGUUUUGUGAGAAAGGGGAUAUGGAUAUGGCUGAUAAGUUGAUGAAAGAGAUUGGUUUGAUUGAUCUUUAUCCUGAUAUCAUAACGUAUUUGGCAAUGAUCAAGGGGUUCUGUAAUGCUGGUAGAUUGGAGGAUGCUUGCGGGUUGUUUCAGGCUAUGAGGGUGCAUGGGUGUUUUCCAAAUGCUGUGUUGUAUUCUGCGCUUCUUGAGGGUAUUUGUAGGUAUGGGAGUACGGAGAAGGCGUUGGAAUUUUUGGGGCAGAUGGAGAAAGAAGGUGGGAGUUGUACUGCAAAUGUUAUCACAUAUACAUCUGUGAUUAAAAGCUUUUGUGAGAAGGGUCAGACAAUGGAGGCAUUGAGAAUUUUGGAUAGAAUGGGAGCUCGUGGGUGUACUCCUAAUCGUGUAACAGUUAUUACUUUGAUAAAAGGGCUUUGUGCUGAGGGACAUGUUGACGAAGCUUAUAAGUUGAUUGAUAAAGUUGUUGCUGGAGGUGCUGUUUCAAACGGUGAUUGCUAUAGUUCUCUUGUGGUGUCUUUGAUUAGGAUUAAUAGACUUGAUGAGGCAGAGAAGCUCUUUAGGAAGAUGUUAGCAAGUGGGGCUAAACCUGAUAGCAUUGCAUGUAGUAUCAUGAUUAGGGAGAUCUGUAAUGAGGGGCGAGUGCUAGAUGGUUUUUUCUUAUAUGAUGAAAUUGAGCGGAUGCGAUACUUAUCUUCCAUUGACUCUGAUAUCUAUUCUAUUCUUUUGGUUGGCCUUUGUCAGCAAAACCAUUUGGUUGAAGCUGCCAAGCUUGCUAGGUUAAUGCUUGAAAAAAAAAUUCACUUGAAAGCUCCUUAUGUUGACAAAAUUGUUGAACAUCUGAAAAACUCUGGAGAUGAGGAGCUAGUUACUCAGCUCAGUAGAAUUGGAAAAUGACAUUCUCAAACAACUGUUUAUAUGCCUUGGCGGGCCUUCUUUUUAGUUAAAAGGGGCUGUUUGAUAAAUUGGUAAUCAAAGAGGAAUAAGAUUUUUAGCAUUUUGCUUUUCCUCUUACCAUACAUUGCUACAACCAAGGAUUCCUAUAAUCCUCAAUACAAGUAAGCAACUUGGAAGUGUAUGAUGGUCCUUUUAAUGGAAGUGCAGGAUUUUAUUCAGGAUGGUCCUGGUUUGAUAUUAAAUAUUAUCUUGCAUAAUUGCAAGCCUCUUCUUUUGAUCUUCAUAAGGGGUUAAAAUCUCAAUUUAUGCUAUUAAUCUUUCUCUUAUUGAUCAGCCUAACAGGUGUAUCCUGAAGGCCGAAGUGAUUUGUAAAAGGAUGCUACCUUGCUAAGUAAAGGCACAGUUGCAUGUCAGAUUGCAAGAGGACUUCAUAACGCCAUCUGGUAGAGAUCUUUGUUAGUCUAGCCUAAAUAACUUUUCCAUCUGGUGAUCUUUCGUGUGGUUUGCGAGCUUUAUUCCUCCUGGGGAGCAAAAAAGAGAAAACAAAUUCAGGGUUAUCAAAAUCUAUGAAAGUGGCCAUCAUGGCUAGUCCCUGGAAAGAGUGAACAUACUCCCCAAUUGAAUGUACUCGUUUGGAAUUUGCAAUGCAUCAAAAGCCUGGUGUUCUGUUUUCUUCUUGACAAAUCCUCGGAGAAUCCUUUUCUCAUUGUCUUUUUGUUGUACUCAGUAAGCAAAUUUGUUUUCAAGCUGCUAUCACUUUAGGUUCUUAGAGAUGCUGAAAUGUUCAAGUUUCUGUUGGCAGAGCUACUUUCCUCACAUGAAUGCAUAGUUCAUUAGUUCUUGUCAUUUAUUUCAACAGCAUAAUUUCCAUGUGCUUUUCUGAUCAGAUGGGCUGAAAUGAAUUUCUUUCAAUGAUGCUUGCUUUAAUUCCAUGCUCUUGUCAUUGUUUUCUCUUGGGUACGACCUGGAUACAUUAUUUAAGGUUGGGUUUUUGUUCCCCUUGGGUAUGCAAGUUAUAUCCUUUAAAUUUAAAUAAUAAUUUCUUAAAAAACAAAACAAAAAAAUUUGUAAAUAAAGAAGCUCUUGUAUCAGUUGUGUACAUACUUGUACAAGAAAUGUAAUAAUUUUUUUUUUUAAUUUUUUAUGGUCGUUAGUCAUUUUACC